CUCCUAUGAACAACUAAUUAACGCGUUGAUUUUCCCCUCGCGUCCUUGGUAUUUCCCUAUUCUACAUAUGCACGCAGCACACCAAUAUCUUCAUUUCCCACUCCCUCUCUACCCCUUAUAAAAACCUCGCUUCACCUUCAUAAUUUCCAUUACUUCUUGUCUUCUUCACCCCAUUCGAUCAUUUAGCGAUCAUUUAGCAAGUUUUGAUUAUAUAUACUCUAACUUUUACACAACCAUCGCUCCAUUUCAGCCUCCAUAUAUGGCAGAGAGAGAAGAAGCCCACUUAAACGGGGCCUACUACGGCCCCUCAGUCCCGCCCAGCAAAUCCUACCACCGCCCCAGCCGCGGCGGUGGCCCCCUCGGCUGCUGCUGCAGCUGCGUCUUCGGCCUCGUUUUCAAGCUCAUCUUCGCUGCUGUUGUCUUCAUGGGACUAGCCUUCCUCGUCUUCUGGCUCAUAGUCCGCCCCACCAAAGUCAAGUUCCACGUCACCGACGCCACGCUCACCCAAUUCAACUUCUCCACCGAUAGCAACCUGCAUUACAACCUCGCCCUCAACCUCACCAUCAGAAACCCUAACAAGAAGAUCGGCGUUUACUAUGAUCGCAUUGAAGCCAGAGCUCUGUACGAGGGCCAGAGGUUCAGUACGGUUACUCUGACCCCAUUUUACCAAGGCCACAAGACCACAAACAUAUUGAACCCUGUGUUUCAGGGACAGCAAUUGAUUGUUGGAUCUGACUUGCUUGAGGAGUUUAAUGAACAGAAGACUGCUGGGGUUUACAAGAUUGAGAUGAAGCUUUAUCUGAGGAUUCGGUUCAGGUUGGGUAAGAUCAAAACCGGGAAGUUCAAGCCUAGAAUUGAAUGUGACUUGAAGGUUCCUGUGAGUCAGAAUGGGACUUUAGUUGGAACUUUUCAGACUGAGAAGUGUUCAGUUGAUUUCUUCAACUAUCGAUAAGUUAUUUCUGUUAAUUAGUCCACGGCGGAGAAGAGAGCCCUAGCUUCAUUCUUGUGGAUGGUGCAUUGAUACUCCAUUAUGCUUUCUUAUACGGGUUGUGGACUUGUGGGUGUCUUUGAUAUUCUUUAAUUUUUUUAUUCGGCCCUAACAUACGUAUUUACAUUUAUGAUCCUCCAUUUGUUAUUAUAUUACAUUUGCACUCUUUAUAUUACUCAUUAACUAAUUUGUCACUUU
Messenger RNA from Fragaria vesca subsp. vesca, 1186 nucleotides. RefSeq names its product putative syntaxin-24-like. The record is from RefSeq and is a predicted model, not a curated record. Lineage: Eukaryota; Viridiplantae; Streptophyta; Magnoliopsida; Rosales; Rosaceae. The coding region runs from base 260 to 952 and encodes 230 amino acids. Gene Ontology annotation, biological process: defense response to other organism. The transcript has a single exon.